Molecule: messenger RNA, 708 nt
Organism: Emiliania huxleyi CCMP1516
Lineage: Eukaryota; Haptophyta; Isochrysidales; Noelaerhabdaceae
Exons: 3
Coding region: 1-708 (235 amino acids)
Biological process (GO): protein import into peroxisome matrix
Cellular component (GO): peroxisomal membrane
Molecular function (GO): zinc ion binding
Source: RefSeq, a predicted model, not a curated record
AUGGCACCCGGCUGCUCGUCAUUAGACCCCAUCCUCUCCGCGCUGGCUCUCCCUCCUGCCACCACGGCUGAGGGGCUGCGCGCCGCGCAGAAGGACGAGUUCCACGGCAACGAGUUCUCCCUGCUCGUAUCGCACGCACUCGGCGCUCUCGCCGGCCCGCAGUGGGUGCAGAAGCACCGCGAGGAGGUCCGGGCGGCGGCGCGCCUCGCCUACGGCGGCCUCUCGACGGCGCGCCUCGCGCAGACGCCGGGCGAGGAGUACUGCGACAUCACGUGCGUAGACGCGGCCACGGGCCAGCCGCUGCCGCUCCGCCGCCGCUGGAUCGCCGUCUUGAUUGGGGCGCUGACGCCGUACCUUGCUCUCCGCCUCGAGGCGCGGCUCAUCUCCGCGGCCCGCUCCUCCGAGUCGCCCCUCGCCGCCGCCCUCGCCGCGCGGCUCGGCUCGUUCGGCGAGGCGCUCCGCCGGCUGCAGCUCGCUCUCUUUUGGCUCGGCGCGCGCCCCGUCGGCUGGUCGACGUGCCGCUCGGCAUCGCGCACGAGAGGCGGACAAGGAGCGGAGAGCUGCCCCUCCGCCGCCCGCCGCCGCCGCCGAGUCUGCUCGCCGGCGCACGGCUCCGCUCUGCUCGCUGUGUCCGAGAAGCCAGAGUGCCCGCUCUGCCGCGAGGCGCUGCAGCCGCAGGCGCUACGUUGCCUGCACGGAAUGGUCUGA